AUCACGAUACAGUGGAUGUUUUGCUAGCUCGUGUUAGCCGAGGACGGAAAUCUCCCGUUGGUCAAAAAAAGUCAAAAAUAAUCUCGACAAAAUGAGCGAGCAGUUGAAAUUUAUCGUCGAGCAACUGAACAAAGAUCCGUUCAGGAAGAACUUUAAUCUCAUCACGUUUGACUCGCUCGAGCCGAUGCAGUUGCUUCAGGUAUUAAAUGACGUCCUAGCCGAGGUCGACCCGAAGCAAGCUAUUGAUAUUCGCGAGGAAAUGCCUGAACAAACCGCCAAGAGGAUGUGUUCUCUGCUCGGGAUGCUAAAAUACAAACCUCCUGGCAACCAGGCUGACCUGAGCGGCUUCAGACAAGGUCUGGUGAUUGGCAGCAAACCGGCAGUGCAUCCCAUUCUACACUGGCUGCUGCAGAGAGUCCCAGAGCUGAAGAAAAGGGCUUACCUGGCUCGCUUUCUCGUUAAACUUGAUGUCCCUGCAGAGUUCCUGGCCGAUGAUGUCAUCAGUGACACCAAUCAUCAGUAUGAAGAACUGGUGGAAUCAUUUAAGACAAACCACAAGGAGUGUGAGCAGCUCAGAACGUCAGGCUUCUCCACAGCAGAAAUUAGAAGGGAUAUCAGUGCAAUGGAAGAGGAGAAAGGCCCGCUCAUCAAACGCGUGGAGAGGCUGAAAAAGAGGGUGGAGUCAGUGUCCAACCAUCAACAGAUGCUGGAGCAGGCCAAACAGCUGAGAGUUGAGAAGAAGAGGGAAGAACAUUUGUCCCACCAGAAGCAAGAACAAAAGAAUCAACUGUUUCAGGCAGAGCAGAGGUUGCAGAGGUUGCAGCAGCAGUUAAAGGACAUGCGACAGGCUGCAGCUGAUGCCAGUCCUGAUAGCUUAAUGAAGAGGCUGGAAGAGGAGAUCAAGAUCAAUUCCUACAUGGUCUCUGAGAAACUCCCCAAAGAGUUGGAGGUUCUCAGGCGUACAGUGAAGUACCUUCAGAAGGUGGUGUCAGAGCCUGCUAUGAGCCAUGGUGAUGUCCUUGAGCUGGGGGACAAGAUCAAAGAAGUUGACUCCCAGAUAAAUCAGCUGAUUGAGAAGAAGAUGGUGAGAAGUGACCCGAUAGAUGACAAGCUGACCCUCUACAGACAGCAGGCCUCCAUCAUCAUCCGUAAGAAGGAAGCAAAAGCAGAAGAGCUGCAGGAAGCGAGGGAGGAGUUGGCUACAGCAGAGCGGCAGCUAAAACACAAGACUGACCAGUCAAGGGCCUCCAACGGGGAAGAGGUCAUCCGGGGUGAUGAGCUGAAACGCUUGGUGGUAAAACUGCGCAGCAAGGGAACAGUAUACAAGAAGAAACGGCAAGAAAUCGCAGAGCUGAAGGCCGAGUACGGGGUUCUUCAGCGGACAGAGGAGAUUCUCAAGCAGAGACAUGAGUCUGUACAAGAGAAACUGCAAUUUGUGGAGGCUGAGAAAGGUAUAUCUGGCUACAGCAACACUCAGGAGGAACUAGAGAGGGUGUCAGCCAUUAAGAGUGAGCUGGAUGAAAAGAAGGGUCGCACACUGGAUGAUAUGUCUGAAAUGGUGAAGCAAUUAAACUCAAUGAUAGUGGAGAAGAAGUCGGCUCUAGCUCCAAUUAUCAAAGAGCUGAGGUCACUGAGGCAACAGUGUCAGGUCUUAAAUCCGGAAUAUGAAGAAAAGAAGUCACAGUAUGAAAGUUGUGGUGCUGGUUUGGAGAGCAACAGAUCUAAAUUGGAGCAGGAGGUAAAGGCACUGAGAGAGGACACGGCACAGGAAGAAAACAAAUAUCAUACCAUCAACUGCAAGUCUGAGAUCAUUGAGAUGCAAAUACAGCGGGCUGCUGAAGAGAUGAAGGCCUACGUGUCCUCUGAUGUCCAGGAGAGGAAAAAGGCCAUCAGGGAAGUGUACAUGAAGAACAUUGCAGAGCAAGAAUUGCUUGGCAAGAAGUUACGUGAGAAGCAGAAGCUGGUAAGGGAGAACCACGGUGCUAACAUGGAGCAGAUGAAGAUGUGGAGAGACUUGGAGCAGCUGAUGGAGUGCAAGAGACAGUGCUUCAUCCGAGCACAGAUGGAGGCAUCUGUUGGCCAAGUCAUCCAGGAAGGAGGCGAAGACAGACUGGUGCUGUGAGCCUUGUAAACCUCCGUACUAUUCAUUAGCGGUUUAAUAUACUCUAUUGUUUAUCACUUCACUCACUUCGAGGUAAAUAUACUCUGAUAAAGGGUAAGACACAGCUAUCAUUUUUAGGAAAAGUGCCUUGAGAUAACUUUGUACUGGACAGUUUUGACUCUCGCCAUAGUUCUUGACACAUUCUUAACAUUGAUCUACUGUACUUUUGAUCUAAGUGUCCAGUGAUAACGGCAUACAUACAGUCCUUAUCGCUGCAUACAUACACUACUUUGUAUGUAUGCUUACUGGCAGACAAAUAUUUUUAGCAAGAUUCAUUUGACCUUGGACUGUAUACUUCUUGCCAGUCUUGGAGAUCUUUGCUGCUUGAAUGUGAUCUGAUUACAUUUACAUGUUUCUUUGUAUAUUUCCAGAAAUAAUUUUAAGAAAUACAAUACUUUUUUCUAUUGAAUUUAAUAACAUUUAUUUGGACUGAUACUCCAAUUUUGGAGACGGCGUGGCUAGGUUGGUAGAGUGACUGUGCCAGCAACCUGAGGGUUCCCGGUUCGAUCCCCGACUUCCGCCAUCCUUGUCAUGUCCGUCGUGUCCUUGAGCAAGACACUUCACCCUUGCUCCUUAUGCAAGGGUGAAGUGUGUGAAUGAGUGAAUGUGGAAAUAGUGUCAAAGCUCUUUGAGUACCUUGAAGGUAGUAAAGCGCUAUACAAGUAUAAUUAAUUUACCAUUUGAUCACUUUUUCCACUUUUAUCUAUAAAUAUCAACUGUCCUGAAUCAAAAACAAUAUACCGUAUUUUUCGGACUAUAAGUCGCAGUUUUUUUCAUAGUUUGGCCGGGGGUGCGACUUAUACUCAGGAGCGACUUAUGUGUGAAAUUAUUAACACAUUACCGUAAAAUAUCAAAUAAUAUUAUUUAUCUCAUUCACGUAAGAGACUAGACGUAU
Molecule: messenger RNA, 3056 nt
Organism: Nerophis lumbriciformis (worm pipefish)
Lineage: Eukaryota; Metazoa; Chordata; Actinopteri; Syngnathiformes; Syngnathidae
Product: intraflagellar transport protein 81 homolog
Biological process (GO): intraciliary transport; cilium assembly
Cellular component (GO): intraciliary transport particle B; ciliary basal body
Molecular function (GO): tubulin binding
Source: RefSeq, a predicted model, not a curated record